AUGUCUUGCUGUAAAGGCUCCCUCCCAUCAUAUGACCAGUUACCUGUUGACCCCAGUGCACCCGAACAUUCUGCGUGGGGUGUUUGGGGGAAAGAAGACAAUCUGGGAACAUUGAACUUGCUGACAAAAGACAAAGUUGAAAAGGCAGCAAGGUUAGUUCGACGGGGAGAAGUUUUCCCCCUCAAUUGGAAGCUUGAAUGUCCUAACUCUGGCAUGAUUGAUCGAUUCGCCCCUAAGCAUAAUGUCAAACCAAUUUUUGAAAACCUCGCAUUCGAUGAUGUCUAUGAUAACUUUAAUACCCAGGCUUCGUCUCAGUGGGAUGGUCUUCGUCACGUUUGCCAUGUAUCCAGCAAAACCUUUUACAAUAAUACUUCUCCAUCAGAUAUAACAAAAUCCACAGAAGGUCGGCUAGGUAUCCAUCAUAUGGCUCGCCGCGGUAUUGCUGGCCGCGCCGUCUUGUUGGAUUUUGGCCGUUGGGCUGUCAAAAAUGCUCCCGAGUUUGACCCAUUUAAACGAUAUGAAAUUACUGUUCAACAGCUAGAAGCUGUUGCAAAAUCUCAAAAUGUAAAGCUUGAGCACGGAGAUAUCGUACUGAUCCGUACAGGAUGGACCAAAGCUUACGAGAACAUGGUGGAAGCUAAGGUCGAUAUUUCUUUAAAUGCUACCAGUUCUGAAGAACUUCCACAGUGUGCUGGUAUUAAGGCUUGCGAAGAAACAUUUAGCUGGGUGUGGAACAACCACUUUGCUGCAUUGGCAUCUGAUAAUGUUGCCUUGGAGGCUAUGCCAUUUGAUCCACCGAACUCUUGCCAUUCAAUGUUUUUAGGUGGAUGGGGUAUGCCAAUUGGAGAGCUUUUCUUUUUAGAAGCUUUGGCAGAAGACUCGGCAAAAGAUGGUGUAUAUGAGUAUUUCUUCACUAGUGCUCCUCUUAAUAAGUUUGGCGGUGUCGCUACACCACCAAACGCAUUGUGUAUUAAAUAG
Messenger RNA from Phycomyces blakesleeanus NRRL 1555(-), 978 nucleotides. RefSeq lists its product as hypothetical. The record is from RefSeq and is a predicted model, not a curated record. NCBI's taxonomy places the organism in Eukaryota, Fungi, Mucoromycota, Mucoromycetes, Mucorales, Phycomycetaceae. Gene Ontology annotation, molecular function: arylformamidase activity. Bases 1 to 978 code for a protein of 325 amino acids. The transcript is spliced from 3 exons.